Molecule: messenger RNA, 533 nt
Organism: Linum tenue
Lineage: Eukaryota; Viridiplantae; Streptophyta; Magnoliopsida; Malpighiales; Linaceae
Source: the annotation of a GenBank genome assembly
AUGGAUGACGACGGCGGCUAUGGCGACGAAGUAGAGGAUGGCGAGAUGUUACUGCCACUUGAGAAUAUGCAGAAAUUGCUGGAGAGCAAGAGCAGCCCCGUGGAUUGGGUGAAGGGAAGGUUUGUGCAACAGUUCUCUGUAGAAAGCGUAGUGUUUGUUAAGAUUCAGAAGCAGCUAAAAUGCAGGAUUCAAAACUCCAGCUUGAGCACUGCAUCUGAUGACGAAUUGGCCGACAUGGACAUGGAUGGUUCUGCCUUUGAAGAUGGAAUGCUAAAGGUCAGGGACAAGGCUGUGCUGACUGGUGUCUUCACCAAAUACAGAUUACAAGCUGCCGAUGCUUCAAAUGAAGACAACUAACUCUUACAUUGUAGUUUUUCUUUCACGAACGUGAAGAGUACAAAUCCCAUUGAAGUAAAACCUGCUUGUGAUAGACAUCUUUUUCAGUUAUCUCAGGUGCAGUUUGUUAUCAUUGAGAUUUUCUUUUGGUUCGAAAACGUGGCUAUACCAUUCUUUUCUCACCAUUAUAACUUCUU